AUGCUGAAUGAUUUUGUGUCAGAAAAUGUAAUCUCUUAUGUGGGAUGUAUGACUCAACUAUUUUUCUUUUGUUUCUUUGUCAAUUCUGAAUGCUAUGUGUUGGUAUCAACGGCCUAUGAUCGCUAUGUGGCUAUCUGCAACCCUCUGAUGUACACGGUCACCAUGUCCCCUCAGGUCUGUUCUCUGUUGAUGUUUGGUUCAUAUGUGAUAGGGUUUGCUGGAGCCAUAGCCCACACUGGAAGCAUGUUGAGACUGACCUUCUGUAACUCCAACAUCAUCCACCAUUAUCUGUGUGAAGUUCUCCCUCUCUUGCAGCUCUCCUGCACCAGCACCCAUGUCAAUGAGCUGGUAUUUUUUAUUGUUGUGGGAGUUGUCAUUUCAAUAUCUAGUAUCAGCAUCUUCAUUUCUUAUGCCUUGAUUCUCUCUAAUAUCUUCCAUAUUCCUCCUGCUGAGGGCAGGUCCAAAGCCUUUAGCACAUGUGGCUCCCACAUAAUUGCUGUUGCUUUGUUUUUUGGAUCAGGGGCAUUUACCUAUUUAACAACCUCUUUUCCUGGAUCUAUGGACCAGAAUAAACUUGCUUCAGUCUUUUAA
Molecule: messenger RNA, 591 nt
Organism: Leptonychotes weddellii (Weddell seal)
Lineage: Eukaryota; Metazoa; Chordata; Mammalia; Carnivora; Phocidae
Product: olfactory receptor 8B4-like
Biological process (GO): G protein-coupled receptor signaling pathway
Cellular component (GO): membrane
Molecular function (GO): olfactory receptor activity; G protein-coupled receptor activity
Source: RefSeq, a predicted model, not a curated record